AUGCAGCAGUCCAACGGCGCCGGCGUGCGCCUCGUGAUUCCGAAGGAGUAUCAGCUCACCCCGCCGGUGCGCGCCCCUCGAAAGAAGAGCCCCUUCAACGAGCGGGGAUGCGAACGUUCAAUCCGGUGCCGAGUGCGGCGUCACCCCGGGAACCCGACCCCUGACCCGCCUUCUUCCCCGCCCCUUCCCCGAACGCAGGUGAGCCUGCCGCGCAUGGACGCGGAACCCCCGUCGAGCGACGCCGCGGACUUCGACACGACGCGCGAGCGCAACGUGCUGCUCGAGGAGGGCCUCGAAGAGUCCCCCGUCGCGCACGAAAACGGUGGAGACGACGGCCGACGCGAGCCAUCGGAGGGCCGCGACCCGACGGGCCUGGAGGCGACCGUGCGGCGGAUCGUUGGCGCGCCGGACGAUCCGACCGUGGCGGAGUACGUCGCCGGUGGGCACCCGAGGGACGCGGUGACCCUGGGUCUGGCCAUGUGGGGCAGCGACAAGCGGGACCGGGUGGUGCAGUUCUGCGUGGGGUUCGAGCAGAUGGCCGGGAUGGGGUUCCGGCCGGAGCACGUCGCGGGGGCGCUGGCGAGCAACGACAACGACGUGGAGAAGGCGAUCGCGGCGUGCCUGUCGGAGUCCAGAUCCCUGCCGCCCGGGCGCCAUUAG
Messenger RNA from Micromonas commoda, 660 nucleotides. RefSeq lists its product with no specific name. Gene Ontology annotation, molecular function: ubiquitin binding. NCBI's taxonomy places the organism in Eukaryota, Viridiplantae, Chlorophyta, Mamiellophyceae, Mamiellales, Mamiellaceae. Gene Ontology annotation, biological process: ubiquitin-dependent protein catabolic process via the multivesicular body sorting pathway. The record is from RefSeq and is a predicted model, not a curated record. Gene Ontology annotation, cellular component: ESCRT I complex. The transcript has a single exon. Bases 1 to 660 code for a protein of 219 amino acids.